GCAGCCAUGGCGAGACCAUGCCGCGUCACUGCUCCGCCGCCGGCUGCUGCACACGGGACACGCGCGAGACGCGCAACCGCGGCAUCUCCUUCCACAGACUUCCCAAAAAAGACAACCCGAGACGCGGCUUGUGGCUGGCCAACUGUCAGCGGCUGGACCCCAGCGGCCAGGGACUGUGGGACCCGGCCUCGGAGUACAUCUACUUCUGCUCCAAACACUUCGAGGAGAACUGCUUUGAGCUGGUGGGAAUCAGUGGGUAUCACAGGCUGAAGGAAGGGGCAGUUCCAACCAUAUUUGAGUCUUUCUCCAAAUUGCACCGGACAACCAAGAUCAAGGGACAUGAUUACCCAUCUGGCCCACUGGACCUCAGCCGGAGAUGUAAGAAACGCUGCUCUCAAGGCCGAGGGCCCACAACUCCAUUUUCUCUACCACCUCCUGUUGACGUCACCUGCUUUCCUGUGGAAGAGGCCUCAGCACCUGCCACUUUGCCUGCAUCCCCUGCCGGGAGGCUGGAGCCUAGCCUUAGCAACUCCUACUCAGACCUUCUGAGUCCUCUAGGUGCCCAGGCAGAUGAAGCGGGCUGUAGUGCCCAGCCCUCACCAGAGCGGCAGCCCUCCUCUCUGGAGCCACGGCCUGUCUCCCCAUCUGCCUACAUGUUACGUCUGCCACCACCUGCUGGAGCCUACAUCCAGAAUGAACACAGCUACCAGGUGGGGAGUGCCCUGCUCUGGAAGAGGCGGGCCGAAGCUGCCCUUGAUGCUCUGGACAAGGCCCAGCGCCAGCUGCAGGCUUGCAAGCGGCGAGAGCAGCGGCUGCGGUUGCGGCUGACCAAGCUGCAGCAGGAACGUGCAAGGGAGAAGCGGGCCCAGGCAGAUGCCCGUCAGACACUGAAAGAGCAUGUGCAGGACUUUGCCAUGCAGUUGAGCAGUAGCAUGGCCUGAGAGGAAGACCACCCAACAAGGCUCUGGCCCCUUCCUCAGAAUCUACCUGGCGAGGAACCUGCACCCACCAGACUGCCAGAUGUCAUAAUAAAGUGGAUUCAAGAGAAGCCUUGCUUUUUGCCUGGUUCAGCUUGGGAUGCUUCAUAGACUUAAUCUCCAGACAGUGUCCAAGGCCCCAAAUGGGCUCAGACGCUGGUAUCUCAGCUCUUGGCUACAGGGAUCUGAAAGCCUGUCUGAGCCCCUACCUGUGCAUCUAUUCCAUUCUCCUCAGGAGUCUGUGAAGACACAGGAUGGUAUGAGCUGGGGACAGACUUGACACCUGGGUCCAUUCAUAAAAGCCAGUUUAGCCACUGUA
Molecule: messenger RNA, 1296 nt
Organism: Jaculus jaculus (lesser Egyptian jerboa)
Lineage: Eukaryota; Metazoa; Chordata; Mammalia; Rodentia; Dipodidae
Gene: Thap7
Product: THAP domain containing 7
Exons: 5
Coding region: 18-941 (307 amino acids)
Biological process (GO): regulation of DNA-templated transcription
Cellular component (GO): nucleus
Source: RefSeq, a predicted model, not a curated record